This is a messenger RNA of Onychostruthus taczanowskii (white-rumped snowfinch), 750 nucleotides long. Its product is annotated as aldo-keto reductase family 1 member B10-like. The record is from RefSeq and is a predicted model, not a curated record. The transcript has 8 exons. NCBI's taxonomy places the organism in Eukaryota, Metazoa, Chordata, Aves, Passeriformes, Passeridae. Gene Ontology annotation, molecular function: aldose reductase (NADPH) activity. Gene Ontology annotation, cellular component: cytosol. Bases 1 to 750 code for a protein of 249 amino acids.
AUGGCGACCUACGUGCAGCUAAACACCACUGCCAAGAUGCCCCUGGUGGGGCUGGGCACCUGGAAGUCUCCAGCUGGGCAAGUAAAAGCUGCAGUGAUGGCUGCCAUCGAUGCCGGGUACCGCCACUUCGACUGUGCCUAUGCAUACCUGAACGAGAGUGAGAUUGGGGAAGGGAUCCAGCAGAAAAUCAAGGAAGGUGUUGUGAAAAGAGAAGACCUCUUUGUUGUCAGCAAGCUGUGGUGCACCUUCCACGAGAAGCCUCUGGUGAAGGGAGCCUGCCAGAAGAGUCUUGCCAAGCUGAAGCUGGAUUACCUGGAUCUCUACCUCAUCCACUGGCCUUUUGGCUACAAGAUUGAAUCUCAUCCAUACCUCACCCAGGAGAAGCUGAUCAAGUACUGCCAGUCCAAAGGGCUGGCUGUGACUGCAUACUGUCCCCUUGGCUCUCCUGACAGACCAUGGGCUAAGCCCGGGGAUCCUUCCCUUCUGGAUGACCCCAAGAUCAAAGAGAUUGCAGCCAAGCACGACAAAACCCCAGCACAGGUUCUCCUUCGCUUCCAGAUCCAGAGAAAUGUGAUUGCGAUUCCCAAAUCCGUCACCCCAGAGCGCAUUGUGGAGAACUUCCAGGUGUUUGACUUUGAACUGACUAAAGAGGAGAUGGCAACUAUUCUGACCUUCAACAGAAACUGGAGGAUCUGUGAAAUGAACGUGUCCAAAAAUCUCAAGGAAUACCCUUUCCAUGCAGAAUACUGA